Molecule: messenger RNA, 1600 nt
Organism: Puccinia graminis f. sp. tritici CRL 75-36-700-3
Lineage: Eukaryota; Fungi; Basidiomycota; Pucciniomycetes; Pucciniales; Pucciniaceae
Exons: 6
Coding region: 291-1451 (386 amino acids)
Source: RefSeq, a predicted model, not a curated record
CUCCGAAUACAGAAUGGCUUCAUUAAGUUAGCUUGAAACACGUGUCACGCGUUCCGGUUCUUGGGAGAAGAAUGGCCGCAGACAUGUGUGGUCGUACUGUAUUGUGGCCCCCUUCUAUGCACCUCAGACGAUGUACUCCCGUGUCUCGUUGAUCGGUGUUUUGACAUGAAACUCAUUGCGGUAAUCGGUGCCAAUGGGUAAAAAGACUCAGGCAUAAAGACACGCUGCCCUCUGUGAUGUAAGCUAUUGAUUACCACCAGCACUUUUUCGACCUCCCACUCGCGAAGAAAAUGCAUACGAGACGCCAUGGAGUUGCUAUUCUCGCCUUUUGCUUCUUACAAGCAACUGUGUGCAUGUACCUGUCUGAGCCAUCCCGGGGCAGUGAAGCGGCAAGGUUAGGGGAUCAAAACUUGCGAGCGGAGGCUUCGAAUACGUUGGCAACUCAUGGUGCCGCAAAUGGCCGCAUCGGUGAAAAUUCCGAAGGUGGCGCGAAGCCUAAACUUAGGAUCUCCCGACCAUUUGGUGGUACCAUCACGAAGUCCAAUGGAAAGACUGAGAUAACUUUAACAGCGGCAGCGAAAUUGAAGGUUGGCUCUGAAGAAUGGAAAAAAAGUGAAACCCAGUCGAUGAGAAAGAAUUUCCAACUUUUACGAAAAACCGUGGCGAUUCUCAAACAUAGAAUAACUCGUGAUUACACAUACGUGUUUUUCUUACGCAGCGAGAAGACGAGGAACUUUUUGGAUUACAUCGAGGAAUUAGAAUCGGUUCACGAAAUCCUGUUGACACCCAUACAAAAUCGAUUGUUUAGAUUAAAAGACCACUCGUUGAUAAUUUCUCCCCAUGAGCUUGAACUUAAACCGGCGGAGGUAGCAACUACAUCUCAAACACAAGCAGCAAAACAGAAUUCCAUAGAGAAGGAAAAAUAUUCAUCCGCCCCUUCUCAAGAAAAAACUUUAGAAUCUGGCGAAACCAGUUCGAGGAAGUCUAAUCCGCCAUCAAAAACCCCUGAAACAACUCUGGAAUCAGGAGAAUUAAGCGGAAAUGCUCUUGAUGGGACCCUUGACAAGAUCAAUUGGGAUUUGCUGGUGGAUUUGAACGAUUUGUUGAAAAGGAUCAGCACGGUCGAAGUGUGGAAGCAGGCUAAAAAAGGACCAUGGUAUCAACACACGUUGGACCUCCAGCAAGCGAUUUUCCAAACCGUUGAUUUCAUGUACAGCCAUGAAUUGAUAACAAAGGAAACUCUUCAGAGAUUCUUUGGACUUAAAGGAUCGCUAGGUAUAGCUUCAUACAUUAUGGCAGCAGAUGGGGCUUGGGUUGGUGUUGUAUUUUCUAGGAAGUUUAAAAGCAUAAUAAGCCCCACCCACCCUUAUUCAGACGCUUAUUCCAGAGUAGUCCAUGAAAUUAUUCAGGAAAGAAAUGCGCAAAAAAUUGGAGAUUUGUUGUCUACCUGAAAUGCUCAUAUAAUUUAAGCUUGAAAAUUGUGUCAAAACUUCUCUUGUCCCUUGGAUUUACUCAUGUUUCAAUCUACUUUCUCUGGUUUUUUUGAAAUAUUUUUAUCAUCAGUUAGUUUGAUUAAUUACAUGCAUAUUGAAGGCUUCCA